AUGGCCAUGACGGUGGAUCCCUUGAUGGCCUGCGAGCACGGAGAGGUGAUCCAGGCGAACCCUCCCAAGCUCAGUCGGGGAAAGAUCGCCGGGGCAGUGGCAGCGGCCGUUGCCACCUUCGUGAUCCUGGCCCUGUCGGGCUCGAGCUCGACGAGCUCCACGAGCUCGACAAGCUCGGCGGUUUCGCAGCCGGUGAAGAUCGAUGAAUCCAAGUUGUUGCAGGACUUCGACAUCACCGGGAUGGCAACCCCGAAGUGCUGGAAGAACAAGACCUUUUAUGUGGAGAUGAAUGGCGAGUUUGCGAUGCCCGGCUCCUCCAAGACUCCCCAGGCCACACCGGCCGCGUGCCAACUUUUGUGUGCCACCACCUUCGGGUGUGAGCACUUCUCUUAUUGGAAGGAUGGUGGCUGUCUCCUUACCAGCUACAACGCCUUUCCCAAGUCCUUCACUGGCCCUAACGACAACGCCGUCAUCUCAGGCCCUCGAAAGUGCUUGCCAAUGAACGACGGGCCCACCAUGGUUUUUGAAGGCUCGGCCCUCGGGUUGCCACCCUUCCACGCCCACCGUGCCACGGGCUGCGAAAGUUUGCAUGACGAGUACCAGCUCGCAUGGAAGGCGCAGGGUGAGACCUUCUUCGACGAUUGGCAGUUCAUCAACAAGAGCGAAACCAGGGGCGCAGAAUGGUACCUCAACAAGUCCGAGGCUUUCCACCAGGGCGUGGUGCACGCCUCCAAGGCCGGCGCCAUCCUCCGGGUCGGAGAGCAAGUGCAGCCCUUCAAGCGGCGCUCCGUGAUGCUUCACUCGGCACAGGCUUGGCGCCCGGAUGUCGGCUUCAUCGUGGCCAUGAAGUACAACCACGUGCCCUACGGUGCCGGCGUGUGGCCCGCCUUUUGGAUGGUGAACAGCGAUGUGAGUUGGCCGAAAGGAGGCGAGCUGGACAUCUUGGAGUAUGCCAAUGAUGAAGAGAACAAGGUCACCUUCCACACGGAUCAGAAGUGCAAGAUGAACAUCACCAAGCUGAAGAAGUGCUCCAAGAACAUCAAGAACAUCGAUCCCAAGAUGAUUCUCAGCUGCUACACCAACUACUCCGGCAAUGAGUUGGGCUGCAUGCCCCCUCAGGUUCGGAAGGAUGGCGAGUGGUUUGCCAAGAAUCCCGGCGUCAUCGCCUUGCUGUGGGAUGCAAGCGGAAUCACCAGCUUCCAUAUUCCAGCAAGCGAGAUUCCGGCAGACUUGGAGUCGGACCUGCCUCAGCCAAACACGUGGAAAGAUGACUGGCGAAUGGCCUUCAUGCCUUUUGAUGCUGAGACCUGCAUGAACAUUGCACGGCCUCAGGAGAUUGUUCUCAACAUCGCCCUUUGCGGCGAUUGGGCCGGGAACUCAUGGUUUACCAGUGAGACCUGCAAAGCUACCGGCUAUGUGCCGAACUAUUGCAUCCCAGGCCAUGUCACAGAGCCAGCCACGGACUGCUGCACGCUCUACGUCUCGAACCCAUCGGCGGAAGAGCCUCUGAAGACCCAGGCCUACUUCGACAUUGACUACAUCAAGGUCUUCGAGCCCAAAGGCAUCACGUUGCCCAGAUAUCCGGCAGGGACCUACCGGAACGGCGGCGUGUUCGUGGGCGAUGUCUGA
Molecule: messenger RNA, 1629 nt
Organism: Effrenium voratum
Lineage: Eukaryota; Dinophyceae; Suessiales; Symbiodiniaceae
Source: the annotation of a GenBank genome assembly